Molecule: messenger RNA, 1230 nt
Organism: Linum tenue
Lineage: Eukaryota; Viridiplantae; Streptophyta; Magnoliopsida; Malpighiales; Linaceae
Source: the annotation of a GenBank genome assembly
CGCAUCCGAAAAUUCUACUACUCCUUGCACUCAUACGACACCCUCCGCUACAUCUCCGCAGCCCGGGAAUUACCCUCCACCCCGGACAAGAUCUGUGAUGGUUGGUCCCCUUUGACCAUCGUCGGCUGUUGCGACGGCAUAUUCUGCAUCUCCGAUGAAAAUGAGCGCAGCGCCUCUGAAAUCAUUGUGUGGAAUCCGACGACUUCCGAGACAAAGCUCCUGCCGCGUUCCACUUGCCCUCGCACAAUCAAGAGCUGUGAGUCCAUUGGUAUCGGCUUCGAUCCCCUGGCCUGGGACUACAAGGUUUAUAGCUUGAAGAAUGAUUCAUGGAAGAGAUUAACUGGCCCCAACAUGUCGAUAAAGAGUGGAGAGCAAGGAAGCAGAGUAAUAUCCAAGACAAGGCAGCCACUUCCUUCCCUUUCAGCAGAUUCCUCGGCAGUCUUAAUGACCGAAGAACAAGACCGCGAGUCCCAAGCAACCUUCCUGACGGAAGAUGUAGUGAUCAAAAUUCUCCUGCGAUUGCCGAUCGCUUCGUGUAUCUCCCGGUUCCGCUGCGUCUGCAGAUCAUGGCGGAAUCUGCUUUCAGAUCCCGAGUUCAUCCGCAAGAUUCUCUUCUUCCGAACUACAACCACCGACCAACAAUCCCUCAGAAUCCUGAUUGCCGGUGACGUUAUCCGCGUCCUGCAGGCCCACAACUCCUCCUUCAACCUCUGGCCCGUACCUGCUGCCGCCGCCCAACCUCCCCGCGUCCGGCAGACCCACUACUCCUUGCACUCCUACGACGCCCUCUGUCCCGUCUCUGCCGCCGCCGCCGUUCCCUGCAAGAUGCGUAAUUACAGGCCAGGUAACCGUUUGGCAAUCGUCGGUUGUUGCGACGGUAUAUUCUGCGUCUCCACGUACCCUGGCAGCAGUGUCUCCGACAUCAGCCUGUGGAAUCCGACCACCUCGGAGACCAGGUUGCUACCGCUUUCCUCUUGUCCUCGCGCUCCGUCCUUCCUCAUGUGUUGCGAGGAAAUCGGAUUCGGUUUCGAUCCCCUGACUCGCGACUACAAAGUUGUCAGGACUUUGGUAUUUGAGCGGAUUGAUGAAGGAGACGACAAUGGUGGUGGUGUUGAUGAUGGUCUUGUAAACUUUGGCUGCCCUUCUCGGGUUGCUUAUACAGAGGUAACUUCAAUUCGGAUGCGUGCGUGCGCGACGUUUAUUACGCCUAAGGAUCCAUUUAAUUUUUAG